UCUCGUCUUCUCGCUUCCUCUCUCUGUCCGCGUUUACAGAACCAUUGAUUUUAGGGUUUGUGAUUUUUCGGAUCAAGAACAAAGGAAAAUGCUUGCUGUUUUCGACAAAUCGGUUGGCAAGUGUCCCGAAGCUCUUCAGAGCCCGCAUUCGGAGUCGGUCUGUGCACUGAAAGAUGGGUUUCUGGCUCAACACUUCUCCUCCGUACACCCUGGUGCGGUGACCAUCAACCUCGGUUCUGCAGGUGUCGUGGCCUACUCCAUCGACAAACAGAACCCUCUCCUCCCAAGAUUGUUUGCUGUUAUGGACGACAUGUUCUGCUUGUUUCAAGGCCACAUCGAGAAUGUUGCUCAUCUUAAGCAACAAUAUGGAUUAAACAAGACAGCAAAUGAAGUGAUUAUUGUCAUGGAAGCUUACAGAACUUUGAGAGAUAGAGGUCCUUAUCCUGCAGAUAAGGUUGUGAGAGAUUUCCAUGGAAAAUAUGCAUUUAUUCUCUAUGAUAGCUCUUCAAAAGCUGCAUUCAUAGCUGCUGAUGCUGAUGGGAGUGUCCCCUUCUUCUGGGGAACUGAUUCUGAAGGCCAUCUUGUUCUUUCAGAUGAUGCAGAGACAGCGAAGAAAGGCUGUGGAAAAUCCUUUGCACCAUUUCCCAAAGGGUGCUUCUUUACAACCUCUGGAGGCUUGAGGAGCUUUGAGCACCCUCUUAAUGAGUUGAAGCCAGUUCCGAGGGUGGACAGUUCAGGCCAGGUGUGCGGUGCAACUUUCAAGGUGGAUGAGGAGUCUUCCCGGAAGGAAACUGGCAUGCCUAGGGUUGGGAGUGCUGCAAACUGGUCUCAAAACUACUGACCAUAUAACAUCUCUAUUAUGGCAAGGUCUUUGUUAUUAGUUGGCCUUCCAUCUGUUCAUUUUUCAUGCUUAGCUCUUGAUGACUGCUGCUUUGAUGGAAACUUUAUGUUUGGAGGAACUAGUAUAAGAAGUAAACUGAGACGCGCUUAAUGUGGGCUAUACACAAUGCUUACUGUUUCAUUUCAUUCUGAUACGUCAAACUCAAAAGACUUUUUUAGGGCCCCAAAACAUAUUGAAUGGAAUAAUACUACUUUUCAUAUAGUCUUA
Messenger RNA from Cornus florida, 1108 nucleotides. RefSeq names its product stem-specific protein TSJT1-like. The transcript has 4 exons. The record is from RefSeq and is a predicted model, not a curated record. Lineage: Eukaryota; Viridiplantae; Streptophyta; Magnoliopsida; Cornales; Cornaceae. The coding region runs from base 89 to 841 and encodes 250 amino acids.